Molecule: messenger RNA, 1414 nt
Organism: Lolium perenne
Lineage: Eukaryota; Viridiplantae; Streptophyta; Magnoliopsida; Poales; Poaceae
Source: RefSeq, a predicted model, not a curated record
CUUCAUCUUGCCAUCUAGACUAUGAAAGUCUUUACAAUCAGCUAACUGAACUCAUUUCAUACACGCAAGUUUUCUAAGAUCUGUGCGAAAAUUUUAGCAUUUUCACGUGCAAUUUAUAUGUUCAAGAUGUGCUAGAUUGGUAGAAUGAGAUAUACCCAGAAACGAGCUGAUCCUAGAAUAACCAGUCCUGAUUCCUGAAGUUUCCCUCAGAAAACCAUCUAGAGAUCGAAGCAACAGACCAGCAGCAAUGGAGGCGCUCUACUUGCUGGGCUCCCUGACCACCACGCUCCUCACCUCCACCGUCUUCUCCCUCCUCCUCCUUCUCCGCCUCCCAUUCGCUACCCGCCCUGCUCCCGGCGGUGGUGGCGCGCGGCUCUACGAGGGCCGCGUCCGGCACUCCCGCCGGCGGCCGGCGGGGCACGCCUUCGAGUACGCCGUGCGCUACGCCCUCGUCGACCUCGAUCUCCUCCCCCUUCCUGGCUACCUCUCCGCCGCCGAGGCCCGCCGCAUCGCCUCCACCUCUGGCCCCGUGCGUCUCCUGACGGUACCCAAGAGCGUGGGGUAUGAGCAGAACCCACUCAGCGUCUACUACUGCUACGAUGAGGCGGCGCAAGAACAGGAUGAAGACCUCAAGAUGUGCAUUGCUGAAGUCACAAAUACUCCCUGGGGGGAGAAGGUGAUGUUUACCUUCCAGCCGGGUUCUGAUCUUGUUGCAAAACCUUUGCAUGUCAGCCCUUUCAUGGAUAUGCUUGGCAACUGGAGUAUUCGUGCUGACGCCCCAGGCAAUAAUCUUUAUGUGGCUAUUUCGGUUCAACAUCCAACACUUGGAAACUAUUUUACUGCAGCUUUGCAAGCCAAGUUAGUUGGGCAGACAAGUGACUCUGUUAAGCUAGCAACAUUCUUCUGGCUGAUGCCUCAUAAGGUUGCUGCAGGGAUAUACUGGGAGGCCUUCAGGCUUUGGCUGAAGAAUGUCAGGUUUCUGGACCAUCCGAGGUACCUGAGCCUGAGCUACAGGGACGAAGCUCUGAAGCGUGACCUCGAGAUCCGCUCCUCAUGCAGCUUCCUUGGUCAGAAACCGAAAGUGGACAUCGGAAGCAGCGGCAUGGAGACGGACGAUGAAAUGACCAAAAACAACCAUCCGGACUUCAAAGAUGCUGGAGGGAGCGUCAGGGGGAGGUGGUGCGUGUGGAGGGAUGCUCAGUGGCCGUGGUGCUGAUGACAGGGCCAUAAACAUAGUGGUCAUAUGAUCUGCUCAGAGGAAACUGUUGCGAAAUUCUUGCCAUGCACACACGAGAUGUAAGUACAGUGCCAAAAGAUGAUGAUUCAUGAGGCGCAAUUUAAUUUCGUGGAAACAAAAAACCACCAGAGUUAACAAACAUGAUCAUCUGUGUGUGAAUAGAUUACACCCGUAUAA